This is a messenger RNA of Lepus europaeus (European hare), 1929 nucleotides long. RefSeq names its product kelch repeat and BTB domain containing 11 (gene KBTBD11). The transcript has 2 exons. NCBI's taxonomy places the organism in Eukaryota, Metazoa, Chordata, Mammalia, Lagomorpha, Leporidae. The record is from RefSeq and is a predicted model, not a curated record. The coding region runs from base 1 to 1929 and encodes 642 amino acids. Gene Ontology annotation, molecular function: protein binding.
AUGGAGCCCUCGGGGGCCGCCUGCGUGCUCCGCCCGGGGGACGACCCUGUCGGCGCGGCCGAGCCCGGAGCCGCCCCUGGCGCCGCGGGUGAGGGCAGCCCGCGCGCGCCGGACGCGGCGCAGACACCCUGCAGCCUCGGCGCAUCCCUGUGCUUCAGCUCUGGGGACGGCUCCCCGCCGCAGUCUCGCGCCUCCGCGGCGGAGUGCACGGCGGCCUCCCCGCCCCCGCGGCGCAGCGGCCAGCGGGUAGUGGAGACGCAGUGCAAGGUCAGCGGCCGCGCGUCCCCGGAGGAGCCCGCGUCCCUGGAGGAGCUCGCGUUCCCGGAGGAGCCCGCGACCCCCGAGGAGCCCGGGUCCCUGGAGGAGCCCGCAUCCCCGGAGGAGCCCGGGUCCCUGGAGGAGCCCGCGACCCCCGAGGAGCCCGGAGAGCUGGCGCCCCUGCCUCCCGGCGUCGGGACCGCGCACGGGGAGCCCGACCUGGUCCUCGAGGUGUCCGGCCGCCGGCUGCGAGCACACAAGGCGGUGCUGGCGGCGCGCAGCGACUACUUCCGCGCGCGCGCGUCGCGGGACGUGUUGCGGGUGCAGGGCGUGAGCUUCGCGGCGCUGCGGCUGCUGCUGGCCGACGCGUACAGCGGGCGCAUGGCGGGCGUGCGGCCCGACAACGUGGCCGAAGUGCUGGCCGGCGCGCGCCGCCUGCAGCUGCCCGGCGCCGCGCAGCGCGCCACCGACGCCGUGGCGCCGCAGCUGAGCCUGGCCAACUGCUUCGAGGUGCUGAGCGCGGCCAAGCGGCAGCGGCUGAGCGAGCUGCGCGACGCCGCCUACCGCUUCAUGAGCGACCACUACCUGGAGGUGCUGCGCGAGCCCGCCGUGUUCGGGCGCCUGUCCGGCGCCGAGCGCGACCUGCUGCUGCGCCGCCGCCUGCGCUCCGGCCGCGCGCGCCUGCUGGCCGCGGCGCUGGGGCCGGCCGGCGAGCGCGCGGGCAGCCGGCCGCAGAGCCCCUCCGGGGAGGCGGGCGCGCGCGCGGACGCGGCCGUCUACUGCUUCCAGGCGGCGGAGGGCUGGCGCGAGCUCACGCGGCUGCCCGAGGGCGCGCCGGCGCGCGGCUGCGGCCUCUGUGUGCUCUACAACUACCUCUUCGUGGCCGGCGGCGUGGCGCCCGCGGGCCCCGACGGCCGCGCGCGCCCGUCCGACCAGGUCUUCUGCUACAACCCGGCCACCGACCGCUGGAGCGCCGUGCGCCCGCUGCGCCAGGCGCGCUCGCAGCUGCAGCUGCUGGCCCUGGACGGCUACCUGUACGCCGUGGGCGGCGAGUGCCUGCUGAGCGUGGAGCGCUACGACCCGCGCGCCGACCGCUGGGCCGCCGUGGCCCCGCUGCCCCGCGGCGCCUUCGCCGUGGCGCACGAGGCCGCGACCUGCAACGGCGAGAUCUACGUGUCGGGGGGCUCGCUGUUCUACCGGCUGCUCAAGUAUGACCCGCGGCGCGACGAGUGGCAGGAGUGCCCGUGCAGCAGCAGCCGCGAGCGCUCGGCCGACAUGGUGGCCCUCGACGGCUUCCUCUACCGCUUCGACCUGCGCGGGGCGCGCGGCGACGGGCCGGCGGCGGCGGCGGCUGCGGGCCCGGGCGCGGGCGUCAGCGUCUCCCGCUACCAUUGCCUGGCCAAGCAGUGGAGCGCCUGCGCCUCGCAGCUGCGGCCCCCGGGCGCCGCCGGCCUGCAGCCCUUCCGCUGCGCCGCGCUCGACGGGGCCAUCUACUGCGUGGGCCGCGCGGGCACCUGGCGCUUCGUGCCCCCGCCGGACGGCGACGCGGACGCGGGCGGCAGCUUCGAGCCCGAGCCGCUCGGGGCCCCUCCGGACUCCCGCGGCGUGCUCCUCCCGUUCGUGCUGAACCUGCCCGAGCCGCCGGAGCGCGGCGAGCAGGGCACGGCCUAG